AUGGCGAGUUCCUACAUCAGCACCUUCUCCAGCUCCAAGUGGGAGGACUGGCGUGAAGGCUGGGUUAUCGUGGAGGCUGACCCCCACGACCGCCUGGAGCUGCCAACACGGGGACCCCAGAGCGACCGGAGCACCUGGAAGGCCAAGUCGACGAUACCGAAGGAGCUCGGCCCGGUGCUUGAUCGGCAGCGGUCCCGGAUGGCCUACAUGUACACAGGGCUAAAUGAUUGCUGCAGGAUCGCGCGCGGACCCGGCACCGACUUCACCAGGGCGGAGCUAGAGGUUGCAAUCCGGGGGAUGACUGGUGACGCAUUCAGCCCGGAGUCCCUGCUCCUCCCGAGCGGGGUGAAGGCCCUGUGCGAGGACCAGGCAUUGCGGGCGUCCCUCACAUCGGACACCACAAGCACGUCCGUCGGAGCUGCCUCAGCUGGGGGGUCCGGCCCCCAGCCAGUACCAGCAGCUGCCAGACCCAGUGGUCCGGAACCAGAGGCCACCACACCCCUAAGGCCUGAGCCCAUCCCAGAGGAGGAGGCCACCGGCCCUGCUGCGCCGACCGAGGCGCCAGAAGCAGCGGCAGCACCGGACGCCGAGCUGGAGCCUCCUCCAGCUGAACCAGCAGCGGCAGCACCGGAGGAGGCGGCACCAGAGGCAGCAGCGGCGCCGUUGGAGGCGGUGCCGGAGGCGGCGGCGGCGCCAGAGGUGGCAGAAGUCGCCUACACCACCACUCCACCUGCGCAGGAGGAGGAACCGGAGGUGGUGCUGGGGAGGCGUCUUCUUCCAAGUCCAGCGGAGGUCCCACUCCCCCGCCUUUUUGCCAAAAGCCUGCAGGCGCAGGCCCUCGAGCGGGAGCUCCUGGCGGAGACGAGGGUGCAGGCGGCGGCAGAGAGGGAGCAGACUGCCCUGGAGCUGGCCAACGAGGCCAAGAAGGUGGUGGCGAUGACCGUGGUGCAGGAGGCCACUCUUGCAGAACUGGCGGCAGCAGCGGCAAAGAGGGAAGAAAGGCUCGCCGCUCGCGAAGUAGAGGAGGUGUCCCGGCUCGAGGAACUCCAGGAGCGGGAGGCGGCCGUGGAGAAGGAAUUGGCGGCCAGGACCCGGAGGCUCCGGGAGCACGAAGCGGCCCUCCAGGAGAGGGUGGCGAAGGCUCCUUCAUCACUUAGCGUCGCCCUCCAGGUGCUGGACUCCACCGCCGAGCGGCUACAAGGCCUGGAGUCCGGCAUGCUCGACCUCCUGGAGACAGAAGGGAUAGCAGUUGCCUGGGGGACGGCUGAGUACAUCCUUACCAGCUUCCGGAGCCACAACCCCGCCAUCCAGCUAACUCCCGUCCUGGUUGGCCCUAUCCGGGCGACAGCGGCCGCCGCGAAGGAAGGUGUGCAGGAGGCGGCCGACAUGGUGGUGUCCCGCAUCCGACGCCGUCCCGACACCUCCGGACCACCAGGGCAAUAG
Panicum hallii is the source of this 1443-nucleotide messenger RNA. Its product is annotated as fibrous sheath CABYR-binding protein-like. Bases 1 to 1443 code for a protein of 480 amino acids. The record is from RefSeq and is a predicted model, not a curated record. The transcript is spliced from 5 exons. Lineage: Eukaryota; Viridiplantae; Streptophyta; Magnoliopsida; Poales; Poaceae.